Symbiodinium sp. CCMP2456 is the source of this 375-nucleotide messenger RNA. NCBI's taxonomy places the organism in Eukaryota, Dinophyceae, Suessiales, Symbiodiniaceae. The record is from the annotation of a GenBank genome assembly.
AUGGGGGAAUUUACCAUCCGCACACGCAAGUUUCAGACGAACCCACUCCUGGGUCGGAAGCAGUUCGUCGUGGAUGUGAUCCAUCCCUCCAUGGCAAACGUCUCCAGGGAAGACCUGGGCGCGAAGUUGGCAAAGAUGUACAAGGUGCAUGACUCCAAGUGCAUCCAGCUCUUCAGCUUUAAGACUGCCUUCGGCGGCGGCCGAAGCACAGGAUUUGGUCUGAUCUACGAGAACCUGGAGAAGAUGAAGAAGUUCGAGCCCAAGUACCGCCUGAAGCGCGCUGGAGUGGGUGGUGAGAAGACCGGGGCAGGACGACGAGGAAAGAAGGACACCAAGAACCGAAUGAAGAAGACCCGUGGCAAGGAGAAGUCGAAG